CGAACGAAUUCACUGAUCGCACGCGGUUCACCUAGAACGGUUCGGGAGUUGCGCCGAGAACGCGCAAAGUGCACUUAACAGAAAAUUAAGACAUUUUUAAUGUGAGUUGUGUUAAUUGUUGAUCUAACAAAAAACUAGUCAUUCGUGUGUUGGGAGCGGGUUUUGUGGUUUGGUUUUAUAGUGAUUGCCAAUUAAGGUUGAAGUAAUGUGAUUGGAAGAAACUUCCCUGUUUGAACAAAUGUGAUAUUGAAAGGGGGAAUAACAUGGUCAGGACGUGUAACUUUUAAGCAGUGACAUCAAAGUGAGUGAAAAGUUGAUUCACGAUCUGUGAAACGGUCGUGAAUGGGAAUUACAGCAUUUGAAGAGUUACAAGAGUGUUGCAAAGUCUCGAACUCGAGCAGCCAUGGCCGGAGUAGUCAACAGGUCAUUCGUCGGAGAUGACUCCACGGGAGUCACCAACAACAACAACAACAACAACAAUGUCACAGAAAACGGUUCCGGACCUCCGGGCUCGGUCACGGUUGGCAACGUCGAGGAGCAGCCCCAGGAGGAGCGUGAAAAGUGGAGCAACGGAGCCGAGUUCCUGCUGUCCUGUAUAGCAAUGUCGGUGGGACUCGGCAACGUGUGGAAGUUCCCCUCGACGGCGUUCCGAAACGGGGGUGGCGCCUUCGUGAUCCCGUACCUGAUCGUCCUGCUGAUCGUGGGCCGACCGAUCUACUACCUGGAGAUGGUCAUGGGGCAGUUUUCGAGCCGGGGCAGCGUCAAGGUGUACGACGUGAGCCCGCUGAUGAGAGGUAUUGGCCUCGGCCAGAUGAUCGCCAUGUCGAUCGUUAUCUCGUACUACGCGGCCACCAUCGCGGUCGCCAUUCGCUACUUUGUGGCGUCGUUCAGCACGGAACUUCCGUGGGCCACGUGCGACCCGGCCUGGACCGACGUCAACUGUAUCAACUCGUCGAGUUCGAUGGGCAAGUCGAGCUUUGUGAACUCAACGCUUCCGGUGCAGACAUCGGCGGAGCUGUUCUACACGAGGUCGGUGACUGGUGAGGAUUAUCUGGUUGGGGACGAGAUUGGUCUGCCCGAUUGGAGGUUGGCGCUCUGUUUGCUGUUCAUCUGGGUGUGCAUAACGUUCAUGCUGAUCAAGGGAAUUCAGGGAUCGGGGAAGAUCUCCUAUUUUCUGGCUCUGUUCCCGUACGCAGUGAUGCUGUUUUUCGCUGUAUAUUGUUUCAACCUGGAAGGAGCAGGGAACGGACUGCUCUACUUCAUCACCCCCGAUUGGGAUAAACUCCUAACCGUGAACGUCUGGAAGGAGGCCGUCUCGCAGUGUUUCUUCUCCCUGUCGAUCUGUUUCGGAGGAGUGAUCGCGUACUCGUCGUUCAACAACUUCUCCAACAACAUCUACCGCGAUGCGAUGAUCAUCUCGUGGACCGACACCUUUACCUCGCUGCUUUCGGGUGGAAUCGUGUUCGCGAUCAUUGGCCAUCUGGGCGUGGUGACCGGCGAGACCGAUUAUACCAAGGUGGUCCAUCCGGGCGCCGGGUUGACCUUCAUCACGUACCCCGAAGCGUUGGCCAAGUUUGAGCACGUGCCGAAUCUGUUUGCGGUGCUGUUCUUCUUCAUGUUGUUUGUGCUGGGCAUCGGAAGCAACACCGGAAUCAUAACCAGUGUGGUGACCGCGAUUCGGGAUCAGUUUCCGGGGCUGAAGAACUGGAAGAUUGUGCUGGUGAUCAGCGCGCUGGGAUUCUCGACCGGGUUUCUGUUUAUUACGCCGGCCAGCUCCCGGGUGAUUGAGUACGUCGACUACUACGGGGUGACCUUCGUGACGCUGACGCUGGCCGUCGCCGAGCUGGCGUGCUUCUGCUGGAUCUACGGGGUGCAGCGGAUCUGCCGCGACAUCGACUUCAUGCUGGGCCUCAAGACGAGCAUCCUGUGGCGCGUGUGCUGGAAGUACGUCACCCCCAUCGUGAUUGCGAUCAUCCUGCUGCUGACGUUCGCCACCGGCAACCCCCCGGAGCGGAUCGCGACAGGGUUCCACGUUCUCGGUUGGUUCAUCUACGCGGCCGCCAUCCUCCCCCUGCCGAUCCUGGCCAUCCGCGCUGUUCUCGCCCAACCCAGCGACCUAUCGCUGUGGAACCGAAUCAAGCGGGCCGCCCGACCGCUGUCCAGCUGGGGCCCGGAAAACCUCGCGUUGAAGAAGAAAUACGACGACUUUGUUGACGACGCUCAACGCGACGACGGUGCCAAAUCCAGCAGCAUUUUCCAGCGAUUCCUCUUCCGACGGGAAAAGUCCUAUUCGGUGAAUCUUUAGGAAGAGGGGCUCGCAAGUUGAUUUGCUCAAUCAGACAAAAUCAGACACAGUGAUCGAAAUCGAGUGAAGUCAGUAUUAGUAGUUAGGGCUACCGCCGUAGAGCACAAUGCACACUAAUCGUUCCGAUGACCGCCACAGGAGAAGGUUCAUCGUCUAUUGUAAGGUGAAAUCUUUUGAUCAGCGUAAUGUUGCUGCUGCCGCCCUAAACCAUGACUAGACACAAAAUCACCCUUAUCAAUCUCAUCAGAAGCGCGCGCUCGACAAGAUCAACAGGGCGGGAACGGAGAGGUUUUCCACGGCACGAGGCAUGUACGGCCGGUAGUAGCAAUUCAGCGCAAGGCAAAUUAGUAUGCAAGCGAUUUUAAUUUGAGAAAUGUUUUGUGUAUAGAUUAGUGUAGCAGACUACGAGCAGAGAUAGAGUAAUUUUAUUUUGUAUUUUUAAGCAUUUUUUUUUUUACUUUUUCAAUUACACUUGACGUCAUUCAGUGCAGUA
Messenger RNA from Culex pipiens pallens (northern house mosquito), 2798 nucleotides. RefSeq names its product sodium-dependent nutrient amino acid transporter 1-like. The transcript is spliced from 4 exons. NCBI's taxonomy places the organism in Eukaryota, Metazoa, Arthropoda, Insecta, Diptera, Culicidae. The coding region runs from base 404 to 2305 and encodes 633 amino acids. Gene Ontology annotation, molecular function: L-amino acid transmembrane transporter activity. Gene Ontology annotation, cellular component: membrane. Gene Ontology annotation, biological process: sodium ion transmembrane transport. The record is from RefSeq and is a predicted model, not a curated record.